UCGGCCGGGCUGUGCCGACACCCUGUUCCCCGCGCUUCCCCGGAUCCUGCCCCGAUCCUCGUGGGCUGGGAAGGGCAGGGGGAGCGGAGUCCUGCCCCGGCGCAGCGGCCUAGAGACGCCCACGGACCCCUCCGCUCUGGGGGUCCUCUGGCUCCACGAGCAGGAGCUCCCGGACUGCAGCCCCCCGUGCGCUCUUCUCGUGUGCGACAUUGUUUCAUCUUCUUUAAAACCCUGCGAGUCCAGUUUAUCUACCGAUGACGAAAUUGAGGCCCAGAGUGGCCAGUUGAGUUGUCCAAGGUGGCACAGCCAGCAGGAGCCCGCCACCCCUUGGGUUUCUAAAAUGAGGCCUGAACAAGCUCUACCCCCACCCUGUUCCAUCCCGCCCCACUCAAUCUGGGAACCGGACCGAGCUCUGGGAGGACGUCUGCCCCCUUGGUAACCACAUCUCCCCAGCUGCCUCUCAGACCCCGACUUGUCGUAGGGGCUGGGACAUUGAGGGAGGAGUACUGUCUGUUUACAUCCCAGCUUUCCUGUUUUCCUCAGCUGAACUCCCAGCAGGUGCUUAAGAAGUCAGUCCUGUGGUGAGCAGAGACCAGAGGCUGAGGCCCAGCGGGGCCCCUCAGCCAGGAGUGGGGUACAAGAGGGCUCAGGAAGGAGCAGCUCAGGAACCCGAACUGGAGUUUAGGAGUUUCCCAUCCACGCGGAAACCGGAGCCCUUGCCCCAGGCCACCCACUUCCCUUACUUAACUCCUCCCCUUCUCAAUCUUCUUGUCAAGCCCUGGGCACGGGAGUCAGCACUUAGAGGCUCGGCACUCUUCCAGCCCAGGAGUCCCAAAUGGGGGACCAAACCCAGAACCAAACCCAUUGCCGUCGAUUCCGACUCAGAGCGACCCUAUAGGACAGAGUAGAACUGCUCCAUGAGGUUUUCAAGGAGCGGCUGGUGAAUUCGAACUGCUGACCUUUUGGUUAGCAGCCGAGUUCUUAACCACUGUGACACCAGGGCUCCAAACUGGGCACACUGCCUGGUUUUCACUUUGAACUCCUGAAAUCCUGUAGGUGCUUACUUAGGUCUCUCCAGUGAUUGCCCAUUUGUGGGUAAUACCCAUGGCCAAGACCUGCCCAAUGCGACCCCAGCCACAGGAAAUUGUUUUCUUUUUCUUUCCUUUUUUCUCCCCUUUAAUUUCCCAUAUUAUUACAUGUCUGUUAGCAUUCAUUCAUUCAACAACUGUUUACAGACCUUUGGGCCUUAGGCACUGUGGAGACAACAAUGAACAAGGUUGACAUGGUCCCUGCCCUUGGAGGAGACAGACAACAUACAUGUUAAGAAAACAGUGGCCAGGUACUGCCAGGGAGGUCAGGGUUAGCUCUCUCAGAAGGUGACCUUUUUUGUUUUUGCCAUUUUAAUUAUUUUAAGUGUACAGUUCACUGUGCUGUGCAGCCAUCGCCCUGUUUCCAAAAGGUUUUCAUUACUCCAAACAGAAAACACCUCUUAAGCAAUAACUCCUCAUUCACUCCUUCACUCCUCAAGGAAACCUAUUGCCAUCACGUCAGUUCCAACUCACAGCAACCCCAUAGGACAGAGUAGAACCGCCUGGUGGAUUUGAACUGCUUGGUUAGCAGCCAUAGCACUUCACCACUACACCACCGGGGUUUCACUCCUUCCCCUAAUAAACUUUGGUCUCUAUGCAUUUGCCUACUCUACAUAUUUCAUAAAAGGGAGAUCAUACAGUAAAUAUUUUUGUGUCUGACUUAUUUCACUCUGCAUGUUUUCAGAGUUCAUCCAGGCUGUAGCAUGUGUCAGAACUUCAUUUCUCUUUAUGACUGACAUAUCCCAUUGUAUACGUAUUCUACAUUUUGUUUUUCCAUUUGUCUGUUGAUGGACACUUGAGCACUUGAGUUGUUUCCACCUUUUGGCUAUUGUGAUUAAUGCUGCAGUGGAUGUUGGUGUACAAGUAUCUGAGUUCCUGCUUUCAAGCCUUCUGGUUUGCUCUCAGCUGCUAAGCUAAAGGUUGGGGUUCCAACCCACCCUGUGGCACUGUGGAAGAAAGGCCUGGCAAUCUUCUUCUGUAAAGAGUAUAUCCAAGAAAACCCUUGGGGGCAUUCUAUUUUGUAACACAUGGGGUCACCAUGAGUUGGAAUGGACUCGACAGCGACAGGUUUUGUUUUGUUUUUUGGAUAUAUACCCAGGAGAAGAAGCUCUGUUGGUACAAUGGUUAGGCACUCGGCUGCUUACUGCAAGGUCAGCAGUUCGAACCUACCAGUGGCUCUUUGAAAGAAAAGACCUGUCGAUCUGUUCCUGUAAAGAUUGUUCUUGUUGUUAGGUGCCAUCAAGUUGUUUCCGACUCACAGUGACCCUGUGUACAACAGAAUGAAACACUGCCUGUUUCUACGCCAUCCUCACAAUCGUUACUAUGUUUGAGCCCAUUGUUGCAGCCGUGUCUCAGUCCAUCUCAUUGAGGGUCUUCCUCUUUUUCGCUGACCCUCUACGUAGUUUGCCAAGCAUGAUGUCCUUCUCUAGGGACUAGUCCCUCCUGAUAAUAUGUCCAAAGUUCGUUAGAUGAAGUCUUGCCAUUCUUGCUUCCAAGGCACACUCUGGCUGUACUUCUUCCAAAACAGAUUUGUUCGUUCUUCUGGCAGUCCAUGGUAUUUUCAGUAUUCUUCACCAACACCAUAAUUCAAAGGCGUCAAUUCUCUUCAGUCUUCCUUGUUCACUGCCCAGCUUUCCCAUGCAUUUAUGGGUCAGGUGCACCUUAGUCCUCAAGGUGACAUCUUUUCUUUUUAACACUUUCAAGAGGUCUUUUGCAGCAGAUUUGCCCAGUGCAAUAUGUUGAUUGAUUUCUUGACUGCUGCUUCCAUGGAUGUUGCUGAUUGGUCCAGUUGUGAGGAUUUUUGUUUUCUUUAUGUUGAGGUGUAUUGAAGGGUGUAGUCAUUGAUCUUCAUCAGUAAGUGCUUCAACUCCUCUUCACUUUCAGCAAGCAAGGUUGUGUCACCUGCAUAUCGCAGGUUGUUAAUGACUCUUGCUCCAAUCCGGAUGCUGAGUUCUUCUUAUAGUCCAUCCAUACAGCCUCCUGGCCACAGGGAAGGGACAGCGAGAGGCAGUGGAUGGGCCUCUGAGCCCAGAGCCCUGGAUUUUUAAAUGUACUGCACACUGUUUGUUUUAACUCCCCAGGCAACUCCAUGAGGUGGACACCAAUAUUAUCCAUAUCUUACGCAUGAGAGCAUUGAUGCUCAGAGAGGCAAAGUCACCUUCCCAGGGGCGCACAGCCAGUGGUGGGACUCAAUUCCUUGCCUGGUCUGGGCAGUUCCACAGCCUGCAACUGAUGUGGGAAAACUUCUCUCCGUACCCUGUUAAUACAUUCUUAGCUAACCAUGUGACCCCGGUUUUGUGUCAGAGAAGAUGGUCAUUAGACUUGGAACUCUGGCCUUUCCUGCCUCCUGGUCACUGACCACACUUUCUGGGUUUGGAGGGUUCUAGGAUCCAGCAGCCUCUGAGGAGAGGGUCCCCACCUCCACUCCUUCCCUCCUUCUCCCCCGUCUCCACCCCUCCCUUCCUCUCCCUCUCAUCUUUCCCCUCCUCAUUCUUCUUCCUUCUUCCCUUGCUCCCCUCCCCUCUUCUUCCACCCCCUCCCUGCAUCCCCCUACCUGGCUCCUCCCCCUCUAUGGUCACAUGGGCGAGCCGCCGGAUUUAAGCCUAAUCUGUCCAGUGCUCAGCACAGCAGCCUGGCCGAGGGGCAGACGGGCUUAGCUAGUCUCUGGGCCCAGGGGAAGGGGGCAGGAGUGGUGCCCACAGCACCCCCCCCAUGAACUUAGGGCUGGAGGGCUCACUAGAGGCUCAGCUGGCCCUGGAGACGGUUAUCCAGACACUGGAAAGCAGCAUCCUGGGGCUCAGCCAAGAGAAAGACCUGAGUGUGCAGGACCCUGCCCAGGACUCUCAGCCCGCCAGCCUGCAGGUCCGCAUCCGGGAGAUUAUCACCCGCAACCUCUCCCAGCCUGAGAGCACAGCUCCGCUGCCAGCCACAGAGAUGGCGUCACUGCUGUCACUGCAAGAGGAGAACCAGCUGCUGCAGCAGGAACUGUCCCGCGUGGAGGACCUGCUGGCCCAGAGCCGUGCCGAGCGUGAUGAGCUUGCCAUCAAAUUCAACGCAGUCAGUGAGAGGCUGGAGCAGGCUGUGCAGAUGGAAUCAGGGGAGCUGGAGACACUGGAGCCGAGGGGGCUGGUCCGGCAGAGUGUGGAGCUGCGGAGGCAGCUGCAGGAGGAGCAGGCCUCCUACCGGCGCAAGCUGCAGGCCUAUCAGGAGGGUCAGCAGCGGCAAGCUCAACUUGUGCAGCGGCUGCAGGCCAAGAUCCUCCAAUACAAGAAGAAGUGCACGGAGCUGGAGCAGCAGCUACUGGAGCGGUCCACCGAGCUGGAGCAGCAGCAGCUGAGGGACACUGAGCACAGCCAGGACCUGGAGAGCGCCCUCAUCAGGCUGGAGGAGGAGCAGCAGAGGAGUGCCAGCCUGGUCCAGGUGAAUGCUAUGCUCCGAGAGCAACUGGACCAGGUGGGUUCGGCCAACCAGGCCCUGAGUGAGGACAUACGCAAGGUGACCAGCGACUGGACACGCAGCCGCCAGGAGCUGGAGCAGCGGGAGGCAGCGUGGAGGCGUGAGGAGGAGUCCUUCAACACCUACUUCAGCAACGAACACAGCCGCCUGCUUGUCCUCUGGAGGCAGGUUGUGGGGAUGCGACGGCUGGUCAGUGAGGUGAAGAUGGCCACCGAGAGGGACCUGCUGCAGCUGGGAGGGGAUCUGGCCAGGACUUCGCGGGCCGUCCAGGAGGCAGGCCUGGGGCUGAGCGCAGGCCUGCGGCUGGCUGAGAGCCAGGCUGAGGCAGCUCUGGAGAAACAGGUUCUGCUGCAGACCCAGCUGGAGGAGCAGCUGCGGGACAAGGUGCUCCGUGAGAAGGACCUGGCCCAGCUGCAGGUGCAAAGUGACCUGGACAAGGCCAACCUCAGUGCCAGAGUGACAGAGCUAGCCCUGGCAGUGGAGCACCUUCAGAACCAGAGUCUGGAGAAGGAUCAGGCCAACAAGGCCCUCACUGAGAAGCUCGAGGCCCUGGAGCAGGCGACUCUAGAGACAGAGGAUGGAGAGGGGCUGCAGCAGACCCUGAGGGACCUGGCCCAGGCUGUCCUGUCUGACCCAGAGAGCGGUGUUCAGCUAAGCGGCUCCGAGCGCACGGCCGAUGCAUCAGAUGGCAGCCUACGGGGACUCUCGGGCCCGCGGACCCCGUCCCCACCGCGGCGCUCCUCGCCCAGCCGCGGUCGUUCCCCCCGCCGAGGCCCGUCCCCCGCCUGCUCCGACUCCUCCACACUCGCCCUGAUCCACUCAGCCCUGCACAAGCGCCAGCUGCAGGUUCAGGACAUGCGUGGGCGCUACGAGGCGAGCCAGGACCUCCUGGUCACCCUGCGGAAGCAGCUUAGUGACAGCGAGGGCGAGCGUCGGGCCCUCGAGGAACAGCUGCAGCGUCUGCGGGACAAGGCUGAUGGAGUCACCCAGGCCCAUGAGGAUGCCCAGCGCGAGGCUCAGCGUCUGCGGAGCGCCAACGACCUCCUGAGCAGGGAGAAGGACAGCCUGGCCAACAGCCUGCAGGCGGUGCGGCAGCAAGCCGAGGAACUACGGCAGGAGCGGGAGAAGCUGCAGGCAGCCCAGGAGGAGCUGCGGCGCCAGCGAGACCGCCUGGAGGAAGAGCGGGAGGAUGCGGUGCAGGAUGGCGCACAGGCACGCAGGGAACUCGAGCGCAGUCACAGACAGCUGGAGCAGCUGGAAGGGAGGCGCUCAGGGCUGGCAAAGGAGCUGGUGGAGGUGAGGGAGGCGCUGAGCUGUGCCACACUGCAGCGGGACGUGCUGCAGGCCGAGAAGGCUGAGGUGGCUGAGGCACUGACCAAGGCCGAGGCUGGCCAUGUGGAGCUUGAGCUCUCAAUGACCAAGCUCAGGGCGGAGGAAGCCUCUCUGCGGGACUCCUUGUCCAAGCUGAGUGCCCUCAACGAGAGCCUGGCUCAGGACAAGCUGGGGCUGAACCGCCUUGUUGCCCAGCUGGAGGAGGAAAAGGCAGCCCUCCUGGGGCGGCAGCGGCUGGCCGAGCAGGAGGCCACCUUGGUGAGGGAGGAGCUAGAGCGGCUGGAGCAGCUGCGUCUGGAGCAGGAGGUGGAGCGGCAGGGCCUGGAGGGCUCCCUGCGUGUGGCGGAGCAGGCCCGGGAGGCCCUGGACCACCAGCUCCCCACACUGAGCCAGGAGCGCAGCCGGCUGCAGGAGCAGCUGGCUCAGCUCUCCCGGCAGCUGAGCGGACGGGAGCAGGAGCUGGAGCAGGCCCGGCGGGAAUGGCAGCGGCAGGUGGAGGCGCUCGAGCGGGCAGCCCGGGAGAAGGAGGCGCUGGCCAAGGAGCGGGCCAGCCUGGCGGUGCAGCUGGCGGCCGCUGAGCGGGAAGGUCGGACCCUGUCCGAGGAGGCCGCAUGCCUACGCCUGGAGAAAGAGGCCCUGGAGAGCAGCCUGUUUGAAGUGCAGCGGCAGCUUGCCCAGCUCGAGGCCCGCCGGGAGCAGCUGGAAGCAGAUGGGCAGGCCCUGCUGCUGGCCAAGGAGGCUCUGACUGGGGAGCUGGCGGGCCUGCGACAGCAGAUGACAACUACAGAGGAGAAGGUGGCAUUGGACAAAGAGCUGAUGACCCAGAAGCUUGUGCAGGCUGAGCGGGAGGCCCAGGCCUGUCUGCGGGACCAGCGGGCAGCUCACGAGGAGGACUUGCAGCGGCUCCAGCGGGAGAAGGAGGAGGCUUGGAGGGAGCUGGAGGCCGAGCGGGCCCAGCUGCAGAGCCAGCUGCAGCGGGAGCGGGAGGAGCUGCUGGCCCGGCUGGAGGCUGAGAAGGAAGAGCUGAGCGAGGAGAUUGCAGCCCUGCAGCAGGAGCGGGACGAGGGCCUCCUCCUGGCCGAGAGUGAGAAGCAACAGGCCCUGUCCCUGAAGGAGUCCGAGAAGACGGCACUGUCAGAGAAGCUGAUGGGUACACGACACAGCCUGGCCACCAUCUCCCUGGAGAUGGAGCGGCAGAAGCGAGAUGCUCAGAGCCGGCAGGAGCAGGACCGGAGCACCAUGAAUGCCCUGACGUCUGAACUACGAGACCUACGGGCCCAGCUUGAGGAGGCUGCCGUGGCCCAUGCCCAUGAGGUGAAGAGGCUGCAAGAACAAGCCCGAGACCUGGGCAGGCAGAGGGAAUCCUGCCUGCGUGAGGCAGAAGAGCUUCGGACCCAGCUGCGCCUGCUGGAGGAUGCCCGUGAUGGGCUACGGCGGGAGCUGCUGGAAGCCCAGCGCAAGGUGCGGGAAAGCCAGGAGGGCCGUGAGGCCCAGCGCCAGGAGGCGGGCGAGCUGCGGCGCAGCCUAAGCGAGGGGGCCAAGGAGCGUGAGGCCUUGCGGCGCUCCAACGAGGAGCUGCGGGCCGCUGUGAAGAAGGCUGAGAGUGAGCGAAUCAGCCUGAAGCUCGCCAACGAAGACAAGGAGCAGAAGCUGGCGUUGCUGGAGGAGGCUCGAGCAGCCGCAGGCAAGGAGGCCGGGGAGCUGCGGGCUGGGCUGCAGGAGGUGGAGCGCUCCCGGCUGGAGGCUCGGAGGGAGCUGCAGGAGCUCCGGCGGCAGAUGAAGAUGCUGGACAGUGAGAAUGCCAGGCUGGCCCGGGAGUUGGCAGAGCUGCAGGGCCGACUGGCACUGGGCGAGCGGGCGGAGAAGGAGGGCCGGCGGGAGGCCCUGGGCCUCCGGCAGAGGCUGCUGAGAGGCGAGGCCAGCCUGGAGGCAGUUCGGCAAGAGCUCCAGGGGGCCCAGAGGAAGCUACAUGAUCAAGAGGGAGAGUUCCGGGCCCGCGAGCGAGGCCUGCUGGGCUCCCUGGAGGAGGCGCGCGGAGCCGAGAAGCAGCAGCUGGACCAUGCUCGCAGCCUGGAGCUGAAGCUGGAGACCGCGCGGGCCGAGGCUGCGGAGCUAGGGCUGCGGCUGAGCGCGGCCGAGGGCCGGGCGCAAGGCCUCGAGGCCGAGCUGGCCCGCGUGGAAGCGCAGCGGCGAGCGGUGGAGGCCCAGCUGGGAGGCCUGCGCUCGGCCCUACGCCGCGGCCUGGGCCUCGGCCGCACGCCCAGUCCCGCCCCGCGGCCACCGCCCGGCUCCCCGGUCCGAGGCGCACCAGCCGGAGGAAGCGGGGAGGGGCUCAGCAGCCCCAGCUCCUUAGAACGUACCCCUGGGUCUGAGCCACCAUCCCCUGGACCUGCCACCUCCCCAGCACCUCCAGACCUAGACCCAGAGGCGGUACGGGGGGCCCUCCGGGAAUUCCUGCAGGAGCUGCGGAGUGCCCAGAGAGAGCGGGAUGAGCUUCGAGCCCAGACUAGUACCCUGAGUCGCCAGCUGGCUGAGGUGGAGGCCGAGAGGGACAACUUGACCUCACGGGCAAAGCAGCUGCAGAAGGCUGUGGCCAAGAGUGAGGAAGCCAGGCGCAGCAUAGACGGGCGGCUGAGCGGGGCCCAGGCAGAGCUGGCACUGCAGGAGGAGAGCGUACGGCGCAGCGAGCGGGAGCGCAGGGCUGCGCUGGACCAGGUGGCUGCCCUGGAGAGGAACCUGCAGGCCACUGAGGCUGAGCACCGGGCGAGCCAGGAGAAGAUCAGCAAGAUGAAGGCCAACGAGGUGAAGCUGGAGAGUGACAAGCGGCGCCUGAAGGAGGUCCUAGACGCCUCUGAGAGCCGCACCAUCAAGCUUGAGCUGCAGCGGCGCUCGCUCGAGGGGGAACUGCAGCGCAGUCGCCUGGGCCUGAGUGACCGUGAGGUCCAGGCCCAGGCCCUCCAGGAUCGUGUAGACUCCCUGCAGAGACAGGUGGCAGACAGCGAGGUGAAGGCAGGGACCCUGCAGCUGACGGUGGAGCGGCUGAGCGGGGCCCUGGCCAAGGUGGAGGAGAGUGAGGGCGCCCUGCGGAACAAGGUGCAGGGCCUGACAGAUACCCUGGCCCAGAACAGCGCAAGCCUCACCAACACCCAGGACAAGAACCUGCACCUGCAGAAGGCCCUGACGGCCUGUGAGCAUGACCGUCAAGUGCUCCAGGAACGGCUGGAGGCCACCCGGCAGGCAUUAUCCGAGGCACGGAAGCAGAGCAGCUCCCUGGGCGAACAGGUGCAGACGAUGCGGGGUGAGCAGGCUGACCUGGAGCUGCAGCGGACAGAGGCUGAGAGCCAGCUGCAACAGCUGCAGGAGGUGCUGCGGCAGCGGCAGGAGGGGGAGGCUGUGGCCCUGCGCACAGUGCAGAAGCUGCGUGAUGAGCGGCGGCUGCUGCAGGAGCGCCUGGGCAGCCUGCAAUGCGCCCUAGCCCAGCUGGAGGCCGAGAAGCGGGAGGCAGAGCGCUCAGCCCUGCGGCUGGAGAAGGACAGAGCGGCCCUCAGGAGAAUGCUGGACAAGGUGGAGAGGGAGAAGCUUCGCAGCCACGAGGACACAGUGCGGCUGAGUGCAGAGAAAGGCCACUUGGACCGCACACUCUCGGGGGCUGAGCUGGAGCUGGCUGAGGCCCAGAGGCAGAUCCAGCAGCUGGAGACCCAGAUGGUGGUGAUGGAGCAGAACCACAGCCCCACCCAGCUGGAGGCAGAUGAGCAACAGCGGCUAGAGCUGCAGCAGGAGGUGGAGCGCCUGCGUGGUGCCCAGGUGCAGACAGAGCGCACCCUGGAGGCAAGGGAGCGUGCCCACCGCCAGAGGGUGCGUGGGCUGGAGGAGCAGGUGUCCACACUGAAGGGGCAGUUGCAGCAGGAGCUUCGAAGGAGCUCAGCACCCUUUUCCCCACCCUCUGGUCCCUUGGGGAAAUAAGCCCCUUCCUGGGGACCCUGGAGAACAGCCCUGUGGCCAGGUAGAAGAGGGACUUCCUUUCCAGCACAAGGCCAACAGGGCCUGGCUGACAGGGCCCCCAGAGCCUGUCCCAGGGUGAGGAGGAGCUGGCUGGCAGCAGUGAGAGGUGGGGGCUCCAGCUCCAGGCCAGACCAGCAGCGGCUUCCCGGCAGUGACUACCCAGCAUCACUUGGGAUCCCGCCUGUGGGCCCCACCUCAAUUCACCCUCCCCACCCCCUCAGUGAGCCAGUCUAGAUUGUAGGAGGCCCUCGUUGAGGGUGACUGAGCCAGAGCCAGGGGUGGGGGAGACCUCUGUCUCUGGCCAGCCCUGGAGCAUGGGCUUAUGGGAAAAAGGAGGAGUACCCAGGCCCUGCCUCCAGCUUCCCAGAGAUCUCUCCUCCUUAGUUUAGAGUGUUUGUCAGGAAACUCAUCAGAGAGCACAGUCCCUGUAUUUUUAUACCUUUUUACAAUGUUCAUUGUUCAGAACCGUUGUGUUUUUGUAACAAGAAGACCCCAUUUUCUACAAAAGGUUUAUACAGACAUGUCUCUUUACUGUACUACUAACAGGCCUCCUCCAGCUGGGAGGCGGGGGAGGGGAAACGGACAGGGCCUGGGCAAGAGGAAUGGGACCUCCUGGGGAGGGGGUGCAGGGGGACAGGGGAGCAGAGAGGCCUGUGUGGAGGGGUAAGAAACUUUCCCAAUCUCACAAGAUGUCAGGUGGCAAGGCCACCCACCCCCCUUUGAUGGGGCACUUGAGCCUUGGAGCUGUAGCAGCUCAGCUCUUUCUACCAAAGCGUUCUCAUGCCUUUCCCUGGCCCCUCUUCACGGUGGGGUCCACCCUCUGGGCAGUGACAGGCCCUUCAGGCCUCAGGUCAUACAAGUGCAGGCUUGGGAGUAAACACCCCUGGCCCUGCUGAGUGAUCCUGGGCAACGCUGCUUAGCCUUUCCAAGCCUCAGCUUGUUCAUCUGUAAAAUGGGAACCUACCUGACAGGGAAGGAGCCUUGGUGGCAUAGUGGUUAAGUGCUCAGCUGCUAAGCAAAAGUUUGGUGAUUUGAACCCACCAGCUGUUCUUCGGGAGAAAGAUGUGGCAGUCUGCUUCUAUAAAGAUUUAUAGCUUUGGAAACCCUAUGGGGCAAUUCUACUCUGUCCUAUAGGGUCAUUAUGAGUGGACAGCACACCCCAACAGCAACACCUCACAGAGUGGUUAUGAGGAAGUACCCACAGGAGGUACCCAAUAAACGUUUUCAAAGGGAAAUUAGGCUUAGAGUCCAACAGAGUCAGGUUCUUACCCAGCUCUGCCGCUUAGUGCUUUGGAACCCCUGGGCAGGUUACGUAAUGCUUCUGGGCUUAGUGUCCUUGUCUGUAAGCUUGCUGGGUGCCCUCGAGUCUAUACUGACUCAUAGUAACCCACAUGACAGAGUAGAACCACCCCAUAGAGCUUUUUUGGCUGUAAUCUUUAUGGAAGCAGAUUGGCAGGUCUUUCUCCCAGGGAACCACUGGCGAGGCUUGAACCGCUGACCUGUCGGUUUGUAGUCUGGCACUUAAUCAUGGUGCCACAUAGAGCUGUUCAGAAUGCUCAGUAGGACUGUGUGAGGGUACCCAUUCAGAGCCGGUCAGAGGGAAAUGCUGUAACAGCUCACCUGCCUCUGCCCUUGAAACCGCCCCGGCCUUCUCCCCCGCUCCUGCCAAGAAGCCCUUGGUCUCAAGAGUCCACCUACCCUGACCUCCUGCCUUACACCACCCCACAUAUACCCAGAAGCUUCCCCAUAAGCACCGCCCAUCU
Messenger RNA from Loxodonta africana (African savanna elephant), 11641 nucleotides. RefSeq names its product ciliary rootlet coiled-coil, rootletin (gene CROCC). NCBI's taxonomy places the organism in Eukaryota, Metazoa, Chordata, Mammalia, Proboscidea, Elephantidae. Gene Ontology annotation, cellular component: centrosome; centriole. Gene Ontology annotation, biological process: cilium assembly. The transcript is spliced from 37 exons. The coding region runs from base 3801 to 9839 and encodes 2012 amino acids. The record is from RefSeq and is a predicted model, not a curated record.